UAUAAAUCCAUUGUCCAGCGCGAGCUCGUAAGGGACCUGUCGGCUCCUCGUGCUCUCCUCACAGCAUCUCUUCGCUCCUGUCUUAGAAAACUUUCAUCUCCAUCAUGAGGGAAAUCGUGCACAUCCAGGCCGGUCAGUGCGGUAACCAGAUCGGUGCCAAGUUUUGGGAAGUGAUCAGUGAUGAGCAUGGCAUUGAUCCCACGGGGACUUACCACGGAGACAGUGACCUGCAGCUGGACCGGAUCAGCGUCUACUACAAUGAGGCCACAGGAGGUAAAUAUGUACCAAGAGCAAUUCUUGUGGAUCUGGAGCCUGGAACUAUGGACUCUGUGAGGUCUGGACCCUUUGGACAGAUCUUCAGACCUGAUAAUUUUGUGUUUGGUCAAAGCGGUGCGGGAAAUAACUGGGCCAAAGGUCACUACACAGAAGGAGCCGAGUUGGUGGACUCUGUCCUGGAUGUGGUCCGCAAGGAGUCAGAGAGCUGCGACUGCCUGCAGGGCUUCCAGCUCACCCACUCUCUUGGUGGAGGAACUGGGUCCGGUAUGGGAACCCUCCUCAUCAGCAAGAUCCGUGAGGAGUACCCUGACCGGAUCAUGAACACCUUUAGCGUGGUGCCUUCCCCAAAGGUGUCGGACACAGUGGUUGAGCCCUACAAUGCUACUCUGUCAGUCCACCAGCUGGUAGAGAACACAGACGAGACUUACUGCAUUGACAAUGAGGCUCUGUAUGACAUCUGCUUCCGCACACUGAAACUGACCACACCCACCUAUGGUGACCUUAACCACCUGGUGUCUGCCACCAUGAGCGGUGUCACCACCUGCCUGCGAUUCCCAGGCCAGCUCAACGCCGAUCUCCGCAAACUGGCCGUUAACAUGGUGCCUUUCCCUCGUCUCCACUUCUUCAUGCCCGGUUUUGCCCCUCUCACUAGCCGGGGCAGCCAGCAGUAUCGUGCCCUGACUGUUCCGGAGCUCACCCAGCAGGUGUUUGAUGCCAAGAACAUGAUGGCCGCGUGUGACCCGCGCCAUGGCCGUUACCUGACAGUGGCCGCUGUGUUCCGCGGCCGCAUGUCCAUGAAGGAGGUGGAUGAGCAGAUGCUGAACGUGCAGAACAAGAACAGCAGCUACUUUGUAGAGUGGAUCCCCAACAAUGUGAAGACCGCCGUCUGCGACAUCCCGCCCCGUGGCCUGAAGAUGGCCGUCACCUUCAUCGGUAACAGCACGGCCAUUCAGGAGCUAUUCAAGCGCAUCUCUGAGCAGUUUACAGCUAUGUUCCGGCGCAAGGCCUUCUUGCACUGGUACACGGGCGAAGGUAUGGAUGAGAUGGAGUUCACAGAGGCAGAGAGCAACAUGAACGACCUGGUGUCCGAAUACCAGCAGUACCAGGAUGCUACUGCUGAGGAGGAAGGUGAGUUUGAGGAGGAGGCUGAAGAGGAUGCUUAAAGAAGGGAAGUCGAGAAGUCAUUGCCAAACUGAAACUAUGAAAGGAACAAACCACAAGUAAUCAUCACCCCCACUUAGAGUCAAGAUCAUUACUAGGAUAACUUAACUGUGUUCAAGCAUUAGGUUGCAGUAGAAAUCCCCUGUUGUUCAGUACCAAUAAAUUCAUCAUACUAAACUA
This is a messenger RNA of Cyprinodon tularosa, 1617 nucleotides long. RefSeq names its product tubulin, beta 5 (gene tubb5). The record is from RefSeq and is a predicted model, not a curated record. Gene Ontology annotation, molecular function: structural constituent of cytoskeleton; GTP binding; GTPase activity. Gene Ontology annotation, biological process: mitotic cell cycle; microtubule cytoskeleton organization. Gene Ontology annotation, cellular component: cytoplasm; microtubule. Bases 105 to 1439 code for a protein of 444 amino acids. The transcript has 5 exons. Lineage: Eukaryota; Metazoa; Chordata; Actinopteri; Cyprinodontiformes; Cyprinodontidae.